Molecule: messenger RNA, 1738 nt
Organism: Exophiala oligosperma
Lineage: Eukaryota; Fungi; Ascomycota; Eurotiomycetes; Chaetothyriales; Herpotrichiellaceae
Exons: 18
Coding region: 1-1341 (446 amino acids)
Source: RefSeq, a predicted model, not a curated record
AUGACAACCUUGAAUUUUCUUGAAGAAUGCAAGAAACUCGGCAAGAAAGGCAAAGUUGCCUUGAUCGAGGCCGGCAAGGAGGGAGAACGAUGUGGCGCAAGCAGAUGGACCAUGGCGUAUCUCAGAUUGGACAAAGGUUUGCCUCGAGUGCAACAUGGACGUGUCAGCAAUGGUCUCGCCGACCAAGAGUACUGCGCAAAGAUGGAGAAAGAAGUGCCAAUAACGGCACAGUAUCUGCUUGAUCAUGGAGUCAAACUCAACCAUCAUGAUGAGAAGAAUGUGCUUCUAGAGUUCAAUACCAAUCAACAUUUCGUCUUUCCUGAGGGCGGCGGACAUGCCAUAGUCAAUGCAUUGUUCGACCACAUUCGGACAUUCGACGGCGCCAAUAUCAUGUGGGAGACACAAGCCGAACACCUCCUGACAGAAGACAACGGUACUGUCUGCGGAGUCCAAGUUCGAAAGUCCGAUGGCCUCUUGACAAAGGUCCGCAGCAAAAAGGUCAUGCUGGCUUGUGGAGGGUUCGAAGGCAAUCGCGAAAUGCUGGGCAAAUAUGUCGGACCACGGACCGAGCACCUCGAACUCAUUGCUCCAGGGUUGAAGUACAACACAGGUUUUGGCCUGAAGAUGGGUUUGGAAGUCGGAGCGGCGGUAGCAGGGUCAAUGAGUGGAAUGCACUGCGAAUUGGUCGAUACGAGAGCCACCAAACCCGACGCUGUCAUCUGGGGACACAACUAUGGUAUCGUCGUUAACAAGAACUGCAAGAGAUUCUAUGACGAAGGAAAGAGACAUCUUUUCUCGACCUUUGAAAUGAUCGCACUUGAGACGUGGAGGGAUCAAAAUCAACAAUCAUAUUUCAUCACCGACAAGACAAUCAUGGACCGGUUCCGUCCAGGGUGGGUUUACGACACGACUGACAAGGAACCAGAGCAAAGCGACACGAUCGAAGGUCUAGCCGAGAAACUUGGGCUAGAUCCAAAGGAAUUGAAAAAGACCGUGGACGAAUUCAAUGCAGCGAUCAACAAAAACGAAUUCGAUCUCAUGAAGUUGGAUGGUAAACGUACAACAGGAUUGUCUCCCGACAAGACGAAUUGGGCACAACCCAUCGACGCGCCUCCAUUUUACGGAUAUCCCAUGAAGGCUCAGUUGACAUUUACAUACGGCGGGUUGAAGUGCGACCUUGACUCUCGAGUCUUGUCGACGACUGGGGUUCCUAUUCCAGGACUCUAUGCAUCUGGUGAAUUGAGUGGACUAUUUUAUAACGAGUGUGAGUACAAGAGUCUACUGAAUACGCUAUAUCAACAGCAUACCACAUAUGCCCUUUUGCGUCACGACGACGAGUAAAAUUCGAGUACGAGUACCGUCAGUAUACAUACCUGACAUCCGUUCUCGAAUACAGACCCACCGGCAACGAGCGUCCUACGAUCCCUCACCUUUGGUCGUAUCGCUGGAAAGGAUGCCGCACAGGCACUUUGAUCGAGAGCUCCGAGGGAGAAAACUGCCGGGGAACCCUUCUUUUUAACUAUUACAAACCUACAAUACAUUCCCCAAAUACACACCAACGGCUCGUCGUGUUAUCAAAGGCACGUUUUGUUACCGACACAUCGGAAAUCAAAAUACAACAAGUCCCAGCCAUCUCUGUAGGUCAAGAGAGGUGGUCGAAAAUGAAAGUGGCAAGGGGAAAAUAUGGAGGGCCAACCGGGGGAAAAAAGCAAAAGAAACAAAACUGCCCACAGUCUCC